Messenger RNA from Pectinophora gossypiella (pink bollworm), 1756 nucleotides. RefSeq lists its product as uncharacterized. The coding region runs from base 167 to 1252 and encodes 361 amino acids. Lineage: Eukaryota; Metazoa; Arthropoda; Insecta; Lepidoptera; Gelechiidae. The transcript has 10 exons. The record is from RefSeq and is a predicted model, not a curated record.
CCAAAACUUAUAAAUAAAAAAACAUUAACGUUAAAAAAUACUGGCCACUAAGAAGUUAUUUAUAUUUUUUUACAAUAAUAUCGUACAUUCAAUUGUUUUUUUUCUAAAAUCUGGAUAUUGGCGGCAAAUUAAAACUUUAUCAAUCAUAAAAUUUAAACUCCUUAAAAUGGAUAGAUUUAUUGUAAAGGAGCCAAGAGUGAACGCAGAUUAUGCUCAAGGAAAUCAAACGAGGCCCCCUUUCUCACUGAAUACAGGAAUUAAUAAUAUCUUGCAAGAAGGUGUAUACUUCGGUGGCUACUGUGCGGAGUUUCCUAUUCAACACGGGCCGGGUUUUAUGCCCGUAACACAUGUUACUGGCCCUUCUGCAUCCUACGUGCCUAAUUUUCCUGGUCGAAGUCAAACCCUGCAUGAUAUUGAUGCCCGGUACUUGGGUACAAGUGAGAAUAAUGCUACUUGCAUUGCAGCAGGUCAAAGACAACAACAGUUGAAGCAAACUCAGAGUCCAUAUUCGUCAAACAUUGGUUUUCCGUAUUUAAAUGACUACGAAAAUCGCAACUUUAUCGGGGCUGAUCGGAACAGUUCCAAAACUUUUACAUCGCAAGUCCAUUCUACUUCUAGAGCCCCGCUGCCACCAUUGCACCGUGAAGAACAUUUGAAGCCCCAAACCCCAAGCCCCAAGCCCCAAACAUUUACCCCGGGCGGCAUUCAGUGUAAUCAAAAUCAGAAACAGCCCAUAAUAACAGCUCCAAUUUCAACAUCUCUACCUGCGGCCAAAGCUCCUUUUAAGGAUAACGACUCGCAGAAAAACGAUACUCAGUUUCCUGUGAAGACGCGAGCUGAAAAAAUACGAGAUCUACAUAAAAGUGGAGCUCGAGCAUUUUCUGGCCCCGUAGAGAAAGUCUUGAAAUGGCACAAAUCAUUGCAAGACUUUGGCCUUCUUGUUCUGUACGAGAUUGUAGCAAAAUGCGUGAGCAUCCGCCCAGGAGAAACAUGUGCUAAACACCUUGUCAUCCGGGACGACAGCGGGCCGGCGAUACAAGUCGUCUAUUACGAGAUCGACUUUCUAUUGCCUGAGCUCCAGCCACCGUGUACUAUCAGGGUGAUAGGCCGAAUGAUGGCUGGAACAUGUCGCCUGCAAGCUUUCAACGUGCGGCAAGCGACCGGUGACGACGUGGCGACGUUGCCGCGACGCGCUGCUGUAGCCGCCCACCACGUCGCCAAACUCUGCAAGGAAUACGGCGUUCCUGUAUAAUCUGCUGUAGGUGUACUCCACGGAAUAGAAGAAAGAGUUUGAAAAGGUUCUAACGCGUUUUUGUAUGAAAACCACUGUCGCCGGUUCAAUCCUACUCUUUUUUACUACUACACCUGCAAAGAUAUAACUACGAUAGCUCUACUGCUUUUCAACAUCCAUAGCCACUUUAUUUGCAAUGUGUAUUUUAUGUGAUAGGCUGCAACUUUAUCAUACAUUUUCGUUAUAAUAAUAUACUGUAUACAAAAGAUUUUUUUGAUAAAUAGCCGACCAUAUUUCCGUGUGUCGUAAAGUUUGCAGACGAGUCGAAGGCAAAGUAUAGGUUGAAUUAUUUGCUCAUAGUUGUUUGGCGCGCGUUUCGCACUUCCUUGGUCAUUCCGACCUCUUUCUUCGAUUCCGUGGUGUACUUAUUCGUUUCCUCGGCGACAAUUAUUUCAAAGUCUUAUCUACAACACUUUACGUUAUUAUACUUUACUGUUAUUAAUAGAACAAACAACUUUAUCUAAG